AUGCUUCGGUCCCCACUUCCUUGUCCCUGUGAAAGGACCAGGGGAGCCUUCUCUGUGGUCCGCAGAUGUGUAAAGAAAAGCUCAUCACAGGAAUAUGCUGCAAAAAUCAUCAACACCAAAAAACUGUCAGCCAGAGAUCACCAGAAACUGGAACGUGAAGCUCGAAUCUGCCGACUUCUAAAGCAUCCAAAUAUUGUGCGACUCCAUGACAGUAUUUCAGAAGAAGGUUUCCAUUACCUCGUCUUUGAUCUGGUUACUGGUGGGGAGCUCUUUGAGGAUAUUGUUGCCAGAGAAUACUACAGUGAAGCAGAUGCCAGCCACUGUAUUCAUCAGAUACUGGAGAGUGUGAAUCACAUUCACCAGCAUGAUAUCGUGCACAGGGACUUGAAGCCUGAGAAUUUACUACUGGCAAGUAAAUGUAAGGGUGCUGCUGUCAAACUGGCUGACUUCGGACUGGCUAUAGAAGUCCAGGGAGAGCAGCAGGCCUGGUUUGGGUUUGCUGGCACUCCAGGCUACCUCUCCCCCGAAGUCUUAAGAAAAGAUCCUUAUGGAAAACCAGUGGAUAUAUGGGCAUGUGGAGUGAUUCUGUACAUAUUACUAGUGGGGUACCCUCCCUUUUGGGAUGAAGAUCAGCACAAACUCUAUCAGCAGAUCAAAGCCGGAGCCUAUGACUUCCCAUCACCUGAGUGGGACACUGUGACUCCCGAAGCAAAGAAUUUGAUCAACCAGAUGCUGACAAUAAACCCAGCAAAGCGCAUCACAGCUGACCAGGCUCUCAAACAUCCAUGGGUCUGCCAACGAUCCACUGUCGCUUCGAUGAUGCACAGGCAGGAGACUGUGGAAUGCCUGAGAAAGUUCAAUGCUAGAAGGAAGCUAAAGGGUGCAAUCCUCACAACGAUGCUUGUGUCUCGGAAUUUUUCAGGUAAGAAAACUCUUCUCUUGCAGUUGUCAGAUGGAGUGAAGCCACAGAGCAACAACAAAACCAGUAUAGUAAGCACUGCAAAAGAAACACCCCCAGUGCAGACGUCCAUGGAGCCUCAAACAACUGUUGUCCAUAAUGCUACAGAUGGCAUAAAGGGUUCCACAGAGAGCUGUAACACCACAACCGAAGAUGAGGAUCUGAAAGUGCGUAAGCAAGAAAUCAUUAAGAUAACAGAGCAGCUGAUAGAAGCCAUCAACAAUGGAGACUUUGAGGCAUAUACAAAAAUCUGUGAUCCUGGCUUGACCUCAUUUGAACCUGAAGCACUGGGGAACUUGGUUGAAGGAAUGGAUUUCCAUAAGUUUUACUUUGAGAACUUACUGUCGAAGAACAGCAAGCCAAUACACACCACCAUCCUGAACCCCCAUGUCCAUGUCAUUGGUGAAGAUGCUGCCUGCAUCGCGUACAUCCGUCUGACACAGUACAUCGAUGGCCAAGGCCGGCCCCGCACCACGCAGUCUGAAGAGACCCGUGUCUGGCACCGCCGAGAUGGCAAGUGGCUGAAUGUCCACUACCACUGCUCUGGAGCUCCUGCUGCACCUCUCCAGUGAAGAUCAAAUACGGCAACUUGUGGAGAUACUCAGCUGGAGGGCAAUAUCUUCUUAGCAAGCAGCUCUGGAGUGCCUGAGUGACAGCAACGGUCAUGUCUGUUUUGACGUUAAAAAAAAAAAUACAAAUUACAAACAGGCAGCAGCCAAAUGCACGAAACCCUGCAUGCAUCUGAUGCUCCGGGCGCUGCCUUUCUGUUGUUUUCCAUGGAUCCAUCGUGUCUGUUUCUGCUGUACGAAGGUGUUUUUAAAUCUAAAAAAAAAAAAAAGACAUGUUGUUUGUAUAAAAUAAUAAAAAACAGGAGUAAUGCUAAAUAAAUGACAGAUUAUCCAACAUGCCCCCUCCCCCAGGGCUAAGAAAAUGGCAGCAGCUGGAACAUCUUUCAGAAAUGAAGUGAGGGGGAAAGCAAAAGUGAAGGAGAGAGAAAGAGAGAGGGAGAGCAAAAAAGGAGGCGGCUUGAGCAGCGGAUAGCUGAACUGUGCUCCGCAAAGCCAAGGUGGAAGCUAACAUCACACUCAGGCUGUGCUGCGACUUCAAUCAGUGAGAGGUGGCGAGGAGACCCCAGAGGAGCCAGUGUGAAGACUGGGGUCCAAGAGAGAGGAGGCGCUUCUCUUCCUGUUGCCUGGCAGACUGACUUCAGCCUGAGUUUCUUCUUUGAUUUCUGCACAGCAAGAACGCUAUGGAAAGCUGGUUGCUUGGCUGCUGGAUCCCAAAACAGACUUUUUUUUUUUUUUAAAGAAAAAAAAAAACCAAAAUGGGAUGUUGAUUUAAAAC
Messenger RNA from Nipponia nippon (crested ibis), 2302 nucleotides. Lineage: Eukaryota; Metazoa; Chordata; Aves; Pelecaniformes; Threskiornithidae. The record is from RefSeq and is a predicted model, not a curated record.